AACAGCAACAACAACAACAACGACUGCGGCAACGAGAAUUUUUACCAACAGUAUCUACCACUAGAAAGAUCAACCAACUCCCUAUACCAAGUGAAUGGAAAAUGACUAUCAUCAAUGGCCAUCUUCGACUAGAAACAGGAAUCAACACUCUUAGUGAUCUUUUACAAUAUCGACGCUCACUUAUGGACAACGUCAACACCAUACACUAUCUAUCUCCAAUACCUGGCGGACGAACAACCCUCAAUUUCAAGCUUGAACAAGAUACCAUGUUAUGCAAAAUGUUUAUGAUAUUGGCCAAAAGCGAUCUUUACGAUGCAUCUAACAGCACCACUACAUCUGUCAGUACAUCAUCCUAUUGGUAUCAUUCUUUUUCGUCGCGACAUCCUCAUCUACGUCAUCAUCAUUUACCACCAUCCUCACAAACAACGUUAUCAACAUCAUCAACAUGGUUAUUACCUGGAUCAUCACCAUUACAAUUACCUAGUCCGUCAUCAUCUACAUCAUCCUCAUCAUCAUCGUUUUCUUCACUCUGCUGUACUCAAGAUAUGGCACCCGUAGAUACGUUGAAUGAUUGUGAAAGGAAUGUGACGCCACCCAUAGAUAAUAUGGAAUGUCCUGAAAGAUUGGUAGACACAUUCGUUCAUCGCUAUUUCCAAUGUUACAACCCUACAAUGCCGGUUCUUCACGAACGAACAUUUAUGACGCAUUAUAAUCAACGUCGACAAGCAAGAAGUAGAGGCCAUGAUCAGUCAAACUUUGUAGUGUUUGUGGAAGAAGAUCUUUUGACAUUGGCACUUUGUUGUUUCAUGAGUGUCAGCAACUGUACUCAUCUUGGCUUGACAACAGAGCAAAAACGGAUUUAUGGUGAAUAUUUUUAUAACAGGAGUCGACCCUUACUGGAUGAUAUGUUGGAUGACCCUUGUCCUCAUCGACGUUUGGAAGCUUUGAUUAGUCUGGCGAUGCUAUACAAAUUUAUGGCUCUGACAUUACGACUCAAGGAAAUACGCCAACUGUCUACCUUGGGACUCAUGCUUGCUGUGGAAUUAUCGAAACUCGCUUCAAAGGAUGAUAAUACGUUUGAUCAAGUGGAAAAGGUGCUUGUUCAGCGCAAUACACUGAUGCAAUCCAUUGUGUUUGGUAUGGUUGAAUACUUGUUUGUGCAACGGAUGGAUGAUAUCGGUAUUACCAAAGUGAACUUGCAAACCUUACCUGAUGAAUCUCCCAAGACUCUAUCUAUGGUGGAAUUAUAUUGUUCUCUAUUCAAUAUGACUCUUCAACCUGAUUUUGCGGUGAUGCUAACUCAAGCUCGUCGUCUUGCAGCGGGUCAAAUGGGUCAUUUGAGCUUGGAAGCCAUGAUACGAUUCGAAACAUUAUGCUUAGAUUGGUGGAAAAAUUUACCAAAGAAAUGGCGUUAUUGUGACAAUCCAUAUGAUAUAUCGGCAAUUCCAAUCAUUGAACAAUGUGAAGAAGAAGAAGCAUUGGCGACGCAUGUUUAUAUAUUGACCAUGACCGUUGGUGUUUAUUCGUGUUUAAUCCAUCCUUAUCAAUCUGAAGAUGAACAAGUAUCAGGUUUGAUUCAAAUGCGUGCUAUGGAAAUGACGAUGGCUAGUUGUGAAUUGUUAUUAGCAGUAUCUGAUCGAUUGAAGUUAAUUUCUAACAUUUGUGGUUUUACUUGUGAUUAUAUUAUGCGUGUGUUUGAUUCCUUACAAGCUUUACUAUUACAUUGCCAAAAGACUCGAAACGAUAUGAAUGUGGAAUUGAUCAUGAAAAAUAUCUCUAGAUGUUUUGAAGAUUUUUGUUCGCUAAACCCAGUGACGCCAUUUAGCUACACCGAAUCAACUUCUACGUUAUCUCAUAUGGAAUCUGUCGAUGGAAAGAACUUGAUAUCUGUUUACAAUCAAUACCCAUUACCAGGUCAUGCGUUGAUUUAUGAUCUUGCGACAUCUUCCAUAAAAAAAUUGGGUGUAUCAUUACCGUAGGGAUUUGGAAUUUUGAUUGGAUAUUUAUUUUAUAUAUAUAUGUGUAAUUAGUAGUUAUAAUAAAGAACGUGUUUUACAAGUUA
Molecule: messenger RNA, 2062 nt
Organism: Halteromyces radiatus
Lineage: Eukaryota; Fungi; Mucoromycota; Mucoromycetes; Mucorales; Cunninghamellaceae
Exons: 3
Coding region: 102-1979 (625 amino acids)
Source: RefSeq, a predicted model, not a curated record